This is a messenger RNA of Oldenlandia corymbosa var. corymbosa, 750 nucleotides long. Lineage: Eukaryota; Viridiplantae; Streptophyta; Magnoliopsida; Gentianales; Rubiaceae. The record is from the annotation of a GenBank genome assembly.
AUGGGGCUUGCUCACGAAACCGGAUGCACUCUGGUUUCGAGUUUUGAAAGCCAAAUAUGGCCGAAACCUGAAGAGAUGACAGCAGAUUACAUCUUUCCUAGAGGCUCAGUGAAUGUAAGAUCUCUUAAGGGCGUAUGGAGGCAUGUUGUGGAGGGUGUUCGCUGGUCGAUAGGGAAUGGAGGUCGGGCAAGAUUCUGGUGGGAUCGUUGGCUUCAUUCAGCCGAACCGCUUGUCAAUCUGGUGAAUGGUGCGAUCCCGGAGGUUGAUUUGUUUGCGACGGUGGCUCGAGGAUGGGAGCUUCACUGUCUAGUCUGCUUACCGUUCUCUGAACUCUCAUUCGGCCACAGGAGAUCGGCGGUUGUGGAAGGCAAUAUGGAAAUGGGUCGGUACGCAGCGAAUUCGACAGUUUCUUUGGUUGGCAACUCGUGGCAAGUUGUUGACGAACUCGGAACAUUGCCGGCGACAUGUUGCGGAUUCCCGGCCUGUGAUCGUUGUGGUGCAGCUCAAGAAACGGUCUUACAUGUGCUACGUGAUUGUCAUGAUGCGGUGAAAGUUUGGUCUGAUUUUGUCCCGAUUGCAUGGCGAUCUCGUUUUUUCUCCUUGACGUUAGAAGACUGGAUUUGGGCCAACUUACUCAACCAGAUUGGUAUUGAUGUGGCAAACUGGGAGUGUGUGUUUGGAGUGACUUUGUGGAGGAUUUGGUCUUGGCGGAAUGCUAUGAUUUUUGAAGGAAAAGCGGUGGGCUCAUGA